ACGGCGAGUUGCUAGGAUAUCUGUCAAACAUGUAAAACAUUCAAUACAAUUUUUCCAAAAUAAUUAACCUUUUUAGUUUUCUGUGAUAUUUUCUGCUUACUUUAUGGAUAAAUUAUUUAUUUCUGUGAGAUUGAGAACUUUAAAAACUACAUAUUCAAAAUACAUUUCAAAUAUGUCAAAAAAAAGUAAAAGCAAAACAAAAGCUAUAAAUGUUAAGGAAAAUACAGAAGAACCUUCCCCAAUAUCACUUUCUAAAACUGGCAAUGUUUGUAUUAAGGUGUUAGCAAAACCUGGAGCUAAAUUGAAUUGCAUAACUGACAUUUCUGUAGAUGGUAUUGGGGUACAAAUAAAUGCGCCACCAGUUGAUGGAGAUGCAAAUACCGAGCUAAUAAAAUAUCUGGCUUCAAUACUAAAUCUAAGAAAAACUGAUAUAUCACUUGAAAGGGGUUCAAGAUCAAGAAAUAAAACUAUAUUAGCAAGUAAUACGACUGUUGAAGAUGUAACUUGUAAAAUAAAAUCAGCUAUGCAAAAUGGAUGA
This is a messenger RNA of Ctenocephalides felis (cat flea), 538 nucleotides long. Its product is annotated as UPF0235 protein C15orf40 homolog. Gene Ontology annotation, cellular component: cytoplasm. The transcript has 4 exons. The record is from RefSeq and is a predicted model, not a curated record. NCBI's taxonomy places the organism in Eukaryota, Metazoa, Arthropoda, Insecta, Siphonaptera, Pulicidae. The coding region runs from base 104 to 538 and encodes 144 amino acids.